AUGAAACCAAAACCAAGGGGUAGUGCAACAUCAAAGAAAAAGGCAUACUACCUCGCAAAUGCUAUGCAAUUUGCUGUGUCCUUUUUAAAAGUAGGUGGUAAUACGAGCGGUAUUUUGCCUAAAAUAGACAAUGAAAUGACUUCUCUCUCACCUGAAGCUCCCAUAACGAGUUAUACCCCACAUAUUAAUGUUUCUGAAGAAGUACUUUCUGAAUCAGCAGUGGACCAACAAUAUGGUUCAGUAUCACCCCAACCCUCAGUAUCUACACCACGACGAGAACUUUUGGGGAGCCAGAGAUGCAGCUUGUCGCCUUCUGAUCCACAAGGUCAGCAUGGCAAAUCAAACCAGAAAAAAACAAAGCAACAAACAUACAAAAUGAAACUGACAAGGCCUUUUUGGAAUACUUUGCCGUCAAGAAGGAAAAAUUUCUUCCACUGA
Nezara viridula (southern green stink bug) is the source of this 438-nucleotide messenger RNA. NCBI's taxonomy places the organism in Eukaryota, Metazoa, Arthropoda, Insecta, Hemiptera, Pentatomidae. The record is from the annotation of a GenBank genome assembly.